AUGGAGUUUCUUGAUGAAUUAAACGAUUUGCCCGGCGUUGGGCGGACGUUCAAGACCAGAACUACACAAGCAGACACGGGAACAGACUUCACACAGUUUUCGAUUUUCCAGAACGAGUCCACGCAGGUGAUUGAGAGCAGUCGCGGUGAUGGAUUAGGGUUGUUGGGGAUCGAUUCCGGGUUCAUCGGCGCGAUAAAGAGGCGAUUGAAUGGCGAGACUGUUGAGGAGGAGGAGAAUGACGAGGAAAGCGAAAAGGGAGAGGAAACAGAGGAGCAGUUGCACACUGCAGAGAUCCCAAACACUCAUACAGUUAGUUUACGCGAGGAGCAAACAGAAAUGGCACUCGACACCGCUGAGACGCAGCCUGUUGUUCCAGAAGAGGAGGAGGAGGAAGAAGAAGAAGAAGAAAAAGAGGAAGAAGACGAUCUGGUUGCUGCUAUUAAGAACUACAACGAACUCACCAUGGAGGAGAAGAUCCAAGCAAGAGUGAAUGAAAAACGAAAAAGGAGGGAGCAGGAGGAAAAAGAGCAACUUGCAAAACAAUUACUUGCAAGUCAAAAACCUCAAAGCGAAUCCAAGCCUACAAAGUCGGUGAACCCUCUCGUUGAGGUUGUGAAGCAGAACGAACUCAUCAAAAAAUCGGCCUUUUCAAUCAAGAAACACGAUGCAUCUAAAUUUGAUCCACAAAAAUUGGUGGACGAAUUUAUGGAGUCUGACGAAGAGACUUUUUCAGAAGCAAUUGGAAACACUCCAAACACGUCUCCCAAAUCCGAGCCCCACCUCGAAACUGUCGAGCAGAAGAAGGCCGAAUUCAUUGAGCUCGAUAGUGAUUCUGAGGAUGAUUUGGAUGAGAUCAAGUUUGCUGCUUCCAAAGAGAGCAUUUUUGAAGUCCGGCAUAGACUGUCCAAAAGAAAGCGUCCUCCUCAAGUGACCUUGAAAAAUCUCAUCAAAGAAGAGAGCCGUCGACAGCUGCAAAAACUGACGGAAAAACGCGUGGAGGUGGUUCUCGAGGAGAAAGAGGAUGAGAUCAUGAAGAUGUUACAGGAAGAGAUUGCGCGUAACAAAAAACUCCAGCAACGCGAGCAGGAGAAGAUCGAGCGACAAAAAAGAGAAAAGGAAAGACUUUUGAGAGGAGAGAUCAGCGAAGACGAGAGUGAGAUUGAUUAUGACGGCGAGGAAGAAGAGGAGGAGGAAGGAGAAGAGGAAGAUGUGGAUGAACAGGAAGAACAAGAAGAAGACGAAAAAGAAAGACAAACCAGAAAUCUCGAAGCAGAUACCGCAGAAGAACCAUCGCAACCUCCAAAAUCUCCUUCAAUCACUUUCGAACUCGAUACACAGCAAUCAAAUAUGCAGAAUGUUUUUGGACCUAUGUCACUCUCUGAUGCCUUUGAUCAGACCUUACCGAAAAAAUACACUGGCAUGGACUCACUCAAGGUUAUGAAAGAUCUCGGACAGAUCGCAGACGAUACAAUGAACACAAGCAUGAACGAAACAAUAGAACGUACAGAGGAGAGUUUUACAGCCACGCAGAGCUUCCAACUCGGAACUCUUCCCGUGGAAGAGCCCGAGAUCCCAAAAACUAUCUUGGAGAGUCAAAACUUCUUGCCAGACACCCAGGUGGACCAGGAAGCCGAGGUUGAGGAAGAACAAGAGUCUGAAGACGAGGUUUCCAAGCAGGCCACUCGGGAAGCAAUUAGAGAAGCCAAGCGUGCUGUUGAAAGAAAACGUCGGGCACGUGAAAAAGAGCUGAGAAGUAAAGGUCUGCAUGAAAUCAUGGAAAAUGAGGCCGAAGAGUCUGAAGAUGAGUGGAAAGGAAUGGGAGGCCACGAUGGUGAGAUGUCCGACGAGGAAAACAGUGAAGACGAGCGGAUGUUGAACGACGAAGCCAUUGAUGUUGACAACGACAAGAUUCGUGCUGCGUUGAUCAAGAACGAAGUUGAGGCCGACGACGAGAUGGUGAAGAAGAUUUAUAAAGAUAUCAAGACCGGUGCAUUCAGAAAGCGCCGCGCUCGUGAUGGAGCCUAUGACCUCGAACUGAGUGACGACGAAGACCAACAGAUUCUGGAUUAUUACAACCGUCGUCGUUUGGAGCAGCAGAAGCAGCAAAUGUUACAGAGCAAAGACAUAAGCGAGCUAGCGAAGGAUCAAACUCGGAAAGCAUUUUUUGACACCAUAGUGGAAACAGAAGAGAACAGCUAUCAAUUUGAAGAAGAACCAGAGGAGGACGACCAAGAAGAAGAAAGCGACGAGGACGAGGACAGAUUAGUGAUGGCUAAGAAGCGUAAAAUCACCAGAGAGCAGGUGAGAUCUAUGAUUUCGUUCUUGGAGGACGAAGAAAAACCUCAGAAUGCCAUUUUCAUUGAUGACGGAUUCGACGAGAUCAGACAAAUGCGCGAGAACUCUGUAGUUCUUGGAGAGAGAAAAGACACAAAUAAGAACGACGUGGAGAUGAUCGAGGAAGAAGAAGAAUUUGGUAUUUUGGCCCGCAAAUCUAUCACAUCCAGUUUCCGCAAAUCUGGAGCUUCUGGAAUCCGCAAAGUGCAAGAAGUCAACGUGACAACUGUCUCAAAACCAGCGGGAGAUGGUCGCGGAGCCGUUACAUUCUUGACCAAAUCAAGACAGUUGAAACCAAAAGAAGCCCGCAUCGAGCAGACUCUUCACAGAAGACAGUUGAAAGUUAGAGGUGGUGAGUGGAAAUCAUAG
Messenger RNA from Ogataea philodendri, 2703 nucleotides. RefSeq lists its product as uncharacterized. The record is from RefSeq and is a predicted model, not a curated record. The transcript has a single exon. Bases 1 to 2703 code for a protein of 900 amino acids. Lineage: Eukaryota; Fungi; Ascomycota; Pichiomycetes; Pichiales; Pichiaceae. Gene Ontology annotation, molecular function: anaphase-promoting complex binding. Gene Ontology annotation, biological process: mitotic DNA replication checkpoint signaling; activation of protein kinase activity; mitotic G2 DNA damage checkpoint signaling.